Messenger RNA from Trichoderma reesei QM6a, 1161 nucleotides. RefSeq lists its product as uncharacterized. NCBI's taxonomy places the organism in Eukaryota, Fungi, Ascomycota, Sordariomycetes, Hypocreales, Hypocreaceae. The record is from RefSeq and is a predicted model, not a curated record. Bases 201 to 1118 code for a protein of 305 amino acids. Gene Ontology annotation, molecular function: sulfur dioxygenase activity. The transcript is spliced from 2 exons. Gene Ontology annotation, biological process: glutathione metabolic process; hydrogen sulfide metabolic process.
GCUGCCGGAAGCAACUUGCGACGGGCUUGAAUCUCACUCCGGCUACCACAGCACGUUCUUUGACUCUCGUCAGGAGCUUCAGCAUCUGUCCUCACGCUCGGUUCCUUUGCCAAAAUUCGAGACAGGCACCCCGUCCGCUCAGCGUGGCAUUGCCCAGAUCACCUCAGCGCCAAGUCUUGCGACCAGACCCGGUCAGGAACAUGUCCACCGGCACCAAGUCUGCCAAGGCCUCGGAGCCCAUCAUUCAUGAUGUAUUCGAACACGACACUGGCACAUGGCAGUAUGUCGUAGCAGAUCCCUCCACGAAAACUGCUGCAAUCAUCGACCCGGUCUUGGACUUUGAUCGCGCAACUCAGGGCCUCACUACGCGCACCGCCGACGCUCUAUUGGCGUUGGUCAAGGAAAACGGAUAUCGAGUGGACUGGAUUCUGGAGACCCAUGUCCAUGCCGACCAUCUCACAGCGGCAUCGUACCUACAGAGCCGCCUUGCUCGGGAGCAGGGAUACAGUCCAUCCAUCGCCAUUGGCAGACGCAUCGGCCAAGUGCAGCGGUUAUUUGGCAAGCGAUACGGUGUUCCAGAGGACCAAUACGGAGUCGUUUUUGACCAUCUCAUGGACGAUGACGAGACAUUCGACAUUGGCAAUCUAAGCGCGACGGCGAUGCAUCUUCCUGGCCACACUCCUGACCACAUGGGCUACAAGAUUGGAGACAACGUGUUUUGUGGCGACUCUGUCUUCCACGCCGAUAUUGGCACUGCUCGGUGCGAUUUCCCCGGCGGCAGCGCGGAUAGCCUAUUCGCCUCGGGGCGUAGGCUACUCAGUCUGCCAAGCCACGUCAAAAUAUGGACCGGCCACGAUUAUCCCCCGCCGGACCGUGGCUCUCCCAGGGCGUACAUGACCGUUCAGGAGCACAGAGAGCAGAACAAACAUCUCAAGGAUGGCGUUACAGCCGAAGAGUUUGUCGCCAUGCGCAAUGAACGCGACGCGAAACUGGCAGCGCCGCGGAUGCUGCAUCAAUCUCUGCAGAUCAACAUCCGUGGAGGACGGCUGCCAACGCCGACUGAUGAAGGUGAUCGAAUGUUACGAUUGCCACUUGAUUUGAAAGGCAAAGAAUGGUAGGCGGCAAGAUGGAGAUGGCCCUGGGGCUGGCAGCCCUUGUUGC